Cololabis saira (Pacific saury) is the source of this 2747-nucleotide messenger RNA. RefSeq names its product probable G-protein coupled receptor 160. The coding region runs from base 1347 to 2489 and encodes 380 amino acids. NCBI's taxonomy places the organism in Eukaryota, Metazoa, Chordata, Actinopteri, Beloniformes, Belonidae. The record is from RefSeq and is a predicted model, not a curated record. The transcript has 3 exons. Gene Ontology annotation, cellular component: plasma membrane; signaling receptor complex.
CAAAUACUCGCACUACAACAAAUGCCAUUAGUUGUGCUCUCUUUGCUACUUAGAGCACAGUGUAUUCACAGGCUCCAGGGAAAGAUACGAAAUACAGAAGAUAAGCUUGUUGACACAGAACAAUCAUCAACCAUAAUACGCUCUGCGAGGGGAAGGUUUCAGGCUGGAAUCUGACGUUCACCAGGAGGCGAUUCACUCAUACUGGAGUCAUAAAAGUGCAGAGAAGGGAGCCAAAUCACCCGACAGCAGCCGUGUUCUCAGAGAUGAAUGAUUGAAGGGGCUUUCAUCUACAGGCCGCGCCACUGAAACUCGCUGGACAGGAGCAGCACUGGACAGACAGGUAAAGUCACUCAGGGACACAUCCUGCUGUCAUCUCCCAACUCGCCACUUAAUGUUACUCUUAAAAAGGGUUUGUUUUACCUGCGGCAGAUAACAGCGUCUGUCACAUGUUUCUGGGAUUGAGCUACACGGUUUUGAAGGAGAAUUAAACUCCAAGCCUGCCAAAGAUGAUGUAGAGGUUUUUCUUGAUUCACAGGAAAAAGCAGCGAGGAGGAAAAUCUGACGACAGUUAUAUACACUACAAAAACUACUCCAGCAUGGCCUCUGCUACUCAUUACUGAAUUAUCACAUAACAUAUUUAUGAACAAAUAUCAAAAGAAGAGGAUAUAAACUCUCCUACAUUUGCAUCUGUUGAUAGUAGUUUGCAUGAGACUUGGCAGUAUGCACUCGAAGUGGUUCAGUUUUAUUUGUAUCACUUUUAUUUGUAUAAAAUAAUGAAGUGAGAAGAAAAUGAUAAAUGUCUUAAGAAAUUGCAUGGCAGGUUCAGAGGUUAACAUAUGCACAUAUUUGGAGAUCUAUGUUUUCUCCAUUUUACUCAGAAAAAUAAAGAAGGUCCUGAAAUAUGUCAGCAGGAUCUACUUUUUACCCAACAGCCAGUUACAGCCAGUAAGAUACACAAAAUAAACCCACCAAAAAACAGAAUCCAGGAACCCGGUUGACGACCUCAAAGUACAAUCAUUGAUAGAUUUGUAGUAAAAAAUCUGCUUUUUCUUUCCUUACAUAUAAUUUCUUACAUUAUAUAAAUCGAUAUACAAUUUGGUUGUAAUGGUGUUUCUAAAUCAACUCUUUGUAGAAAGAUACAUUUCUUAACAUAAAUUGGUUAAUAAUGUCUAACAAUGUCAUUUCAAUCUGCAGAAGCUUAAUAAAUGUGUUUUAGUAGGUUGCUAUGGAGUGACUGUGUUCAAUUAUCCUUUUAAUCCAAAGAAGAAGAAAAAAAGAUCCUCAAUAUUUGGAGGAAAUCACAAAAGCAGAGGGUUUUAUCCAGAGCUUCUAGAAUCUCAACAUAAAUGUUGCCAGGGUCGUCGUCGUCAUCGACAGACAUAAACCUCGGGGACAAAAUGCUGGCCGUCUUGGAACAGUGGGACGAUGCUUCUGGCUGCCACACAAGCAACAUUGGGAAAUAUUUUGCCCUUUUGCUUUUCAAGUCAGGAUUGGACACAGUAGUGUUUUUUGUAUGCUCCCGGAAAAAGUACACCCACUUUCCAAGCAUGUGCAGCCUGUCCAUUACGCUUGCUGAUUUGCUCUUGACAUUUUUACUGGCAGCUGUGUGGCUUCUUGGAGCUGAGAGAUCUUUCGUGUCGCCCUGCUACCUCUUGGCCAAUGCCUCGGCGAUAUACGGAGCACUGCCACUGCCAAUGAUGUGCCUGGGUUUACUAGAUUACUGUUCAGAAGAAACACGUUUGAGAAACCAAACAGCAUUCUGCAAACUGCUCAGGAAUGUGGUCUUGACAUUGCUGGUGUGGAUGUACGGGGUUAUCUACUCGUUUGGCUCAGUUACUGCUGAGCAAAAAGAACUGGAUUAUUUGGGAGGAAAGGCACUUGUGUGUGAGGUAGAAGAGUCAACACUGACCAAAGUCUUCAUUCUGGGACUUUUCACUGCAUCACUUUUUGCACUGCUGCCGUUUUGGUCCAGUAUUCCUCGGUGGGUGAGAGAGGCUGACAAGAUAUAUGAAGCCCAAGAGGCUCAAAAAAACCAGAGGAGCGACCUUUUCUUCACGCAAAGCGCUGAAACAAAAAGCAGCGAGGAGAAUUACCAGGAGAAUAUCAGCCCACGGCCACCUAUGUGUUUCAGCCUGACACUGGCCUUUCUUAUGUUCUGGAUGCCCUAUCUUGUCAUGUCUGUAGCCUGUCUGAUCUGUGGUAUAGCAGUGCCUGCUUAUAUCUCCGUUAACCUAUUGUGGUUGGAGUGUUUUAACAGCCUCCUGGAAGGUGUGGCAUUCUGGGUGAAGAGCAAGUCACAAAUGCCAUACAGCAAUCUACCUGAAAACCUGUGCUCAUGGCAGGUUUACUGGCAUUUGAGCAAAGGCGUAGGACAGCCACAACUCUCUGCAGCUAUCUUUAACCCAUCAGAAGAGGAAACACUUUACUCCAUCUCUGUGUGUAAGGAAAUACCAAGCAAAUAUGUCAUAUCAAGAGAGGCAUUGCCCUAGGGGUAAUGUGUCAUGAAACAAGAGAGCAUGCAAAUGAACUACAUGGACGAAUGGUUCACCUGUUAUAAAUGCUGCUUCAGAUCCUUUGACUACAGGGUGAAUAGCCAAAGACAAAUGCACCGAUGACCUCUCAAACAGCACACGCUGCAGAUCCAAGAUGCUGCUGUUGUGACUUAACAUGUCACUUUAAAAUGACACUGCAAAGCUGGGUUUUGUAAAUAAAGGCAAUUUAUAAAUCUGUUUCCAAUAAAAACAAUA